AUGAUCUUGGUCGGGCAUGAUUGGGGUGCGAGCAUCGCUUGGUAUUUUUGCCAGUUGAGGCCUGAUAAAGUCAAAGCUCUGGUCAACAUGAGCGUCGCUUAUCGUCCUCGGCACCCCAAGGUGAAGCCAGUGGACGGAAUGAGAGCUCUGUUUGGUGAUGAUUUUUACAUUUGCAGGUUUCAGUUAACCCUCGGAUCUCGCGAUCAUCUUCCGCCUUGUAUACCUAAAGAAAUAGGGUUUAGAGGGAUUCCUGUUCCUCCAUUGCCCUCUUGGCUUUCAGAAGAUGACAUCAAUUACUUUGCCUCCAAAUUUAAUUACAAGGGAUUUACGGGACCACUGAACUACUAUCGAGCUUUGAAUCUGUACGUGCAAAUUGUGCAGCCUAUGAUUGUUGAACUCUUUUACUUCUGUUUCUUUUCCUUUUAA
Molecule: messenger RNA, 426 nt
Organism: Hibiscus syriacus
Lineage: Eukaryota; Viridiplantae; Streptophyta; Magnoliopsida; Malvales; Malvaceae
Product: epoxide hydrolase A-like
Exons: 2
Coding region: 1-426 (141 amino acids)
Molecular function (GO): hydrolase activity
Source: RefSeq, a predicted model, not a curated record